Molecule: messenger RNA, 4290 nt
Organism: Mercenaria mercenaria
Lineage: Eukaryota; Metazoa; Mollusca; Bivalvia; Venerida; Veneridae
Exons: 2
Coding region: 331-1749 (472 amino acids)
Source: RefSeq, a predicted model, not a curated record
CUCUGGCCGUGUUUACUGUGCUCUGUGCUUCCGGGAAAUUUACACUUACCUUUUAUUUUUAUUUAUUUAUUUAUUUUAUUUUUUUGGAUGGAUUUUCAACAUAUCAAAAGUCCUUCAUAAAAACGAAAACGUACCACGUCAUUGUUAUAUUAGAAGCAACCGAAACACAUCCUUCUUUAGUUUUGCAGUGGAGCGUACAGAAUAUAUCUAUACGUCUACAUCGGGUACUCUCAUCAUUCACUGUGUGGAUACUAGUAUCACAACAGCAUAAGGGUAUUUCCUUUAUAUUAUAAACAAGUUUGAAAAAGUAGACAGAUCUAGAUUGAAAUCAUGAAAACAUUGCACUUAAUUUAUCCAGUAAUUGCUGUCAGUGUUUUAACAGGCACAACUGGUAAAGCAGCAGUGCGACCGAUUCUAGGGGCAGUAAAGGAAGUAAUAUCGUUUGGAUUAGAUGUAUACUCCUUUUUCGACUCUAUCUUAGGAAAGGAUGAGACACACAGUACCCCCGCACCUAUUGAUUAUGACAGGAUAAUCAACAGAAUUUCGGAGAGAAUAAAAUUGUCAACAGAAACCAUUGUUUUCAAAAUUGAGCUGCAGGCGUAUCUCUCAGAAUUACGAAACGUUGCUCUUACUGUCGAAGAACUUCUUGCAGAGAUGGAGCGCAUUGUCCAAGCUAGAAAUAAAGACAAAAGAGAAGCGUUGCAGAGUCUAUUUCGCAAUAAUUUUGAGAGGCACAAAACUGAAAUUUAUAAAGUUAAACGCCUGCUAACUUUCAGUGUCGAUGUAUCAGGAAUAUCAGGGACAUUGCUGUCACUUAUUGCCAAAGAAUUAAAAUGCGGGAUCACUAGUCUCGAAGAGUUUCAAGAUUAUUAUAUGGCACUGGUUUCGGAUGUAGUUGCACUGGCUCUAUUAAAUGAAAGACUCUCAGAGAUAAGUCUUUAUAAUGAAACAAUUGAUUCUUGGCAAACAGCAAUAAAAUCUCUGUUUGAUGACAUGGAAGCACAGAAAAGCGAUUGUAAAGCAAAAUUCUUUGAAUUAGCAAAAGACUUCAGUCGCAUCAAUGAUCCCGCGGAGCUUCUUGAAAAUUUCCAAAAUAAAUACUCAUACCUGGACACUGACGUUCUAUAUCUUAGUGGAAGUUAUUGUGUGUGGAGUCUAAAAGCUUAUGAUAAAAUAUUAAAGAAGGUGAAAGAUAAUACUAUGACUUUUGCUUUUAUGAGUGGCAAAGAGAAUGUGCAAUCUUUAACAUCAAAGCAGUUUCAAAAAGUUGUAUCAGUGGCAGAGUUUGAGAACUGUUUGGACGAUACGGAUACUACCAAGGUCAUAUCUUACUUUGAUGGUUUAGGCAAAGAUCUAGUAUUUUGGCUAAUGUAUCCACAAGAACAGGCUGCUGAAUUCCAGAUUUUGCUCGAUCAAGAUUCAACUGCGAGUAAAAUAACCACUGAAACAGACGGCAUCAAAUACACGACAAUUGUUUACUUACGAACGCAGGACCACAGUACCAGCGCAUUCAUCACCCCUGAUGAUUUCGAUGUGAAAUUUUAUGAAAAGGAUGUAACGGUUGAUGAAUCCUCUGGUUUAAAGGCAUGGCAGGUGUUCUUUAUAAUCUGUGGUUCAUUUCUUGCGUUCCACUUUUUGAUUUGCAUAUGUUUUUGUUGUUUUUACUGUUUUUUUCGGGUUGUUAAACAACUGAAUAUGACAAUGUAUGCGAUUUCUCAUAUUAUAGCCUGUAUAGCCUGUAUAGCCUGAAACACAGUGAUCUGGUUUUAUCUCAUUAUGUUAUAUUCGAUAAAAACAAUGGUUGCAUGUUUAUGAUAACAUCAUUUCACCAUUUUUUGUAAAUAUUGUAUAUAGAUAUUUUAUGAUCUUUAUGAUAUUGGCGUAAAUGUUUGUCAACAAAAUCAAAUUAUCGAGUUUUCACUAUAUAUUCCAACCUCGUAAGGUGUUUACAUUUACCUGUUACAUCAAAUUUGUUUACAAGAAAAAAUAUUUUAAGGUAUCGAAUAAAACGGAUUUUGGAGAUUAAUCAUACCUAUGGUAUAACAUGUUCUUCUCAGAUUUUGAUAUAAUUUAUUGUUACACUAAAACACAUAUUGUUAUUCAUUCAAGAAUAAAAGUGAGACUCAUAAGAUAAAAUGUCAAAUAUUUUAAAAUUGCCAUAAGGAAAUGAAUUUUAUGAAACUGAGGUGAUAAUUCGCGAGAAGGAAGAAAUUUAUACUAACAAAUAGGAUAAGUGUCAAGACAAAUAAUAAAAUACUAAUCGUACUGUGCGUUUUAUAAUUUGGAGAAAAUAGCGGGAUGUCUAGCUUCUAGCUCCUAUCGUAGCGGAGAAAUAACAACGUUUUAGAUACCUGAUUCAUAUGCAGUAUUCUAACUUGUGAUUUGCAUGGUCAUAUCAUGGUUAAAUAACAACAAAAUGGAGUGCGAUAUCAAAUCCUUACAUUCCGUAGGAGCUGUUAUUGGAAUGCACAUUACUUUUAUGUUGUUUUUCCCUUAAUUGUAUAUUCUAUAAUUGUCCACGUAAUUUUAUCACAUAUCUAAUAUGCUUCUGGUGUAUCACUGGCGGUGUGUUAUCAUUCUUAUUGCAUUCAUAUAAAGGAUAUUUUGUUUGUAUAUAUUAUAAUAUCAUACAUAUACCUAGUGAUAACAAGAUGCAAUAUAAUCACAAGUUAUAAAAGACACUUGUUUGUUUCAGUGUGAUAAAGAAAUAUAUCGUCACCGAUAAAGGACUCACGAGGGCGAAGCCCCUGUGAGUAUGUUGUGAUGUAAUGAAGGAAUAGUUGUUGUAUUUUUACGAGAUACUUUCAAUGUACCGAAACUUGUUUGCUUGUGUGUAUGUCUUGUUAUCUUUUGAGAUAUAAUGAUGGAAUAGUUCUGUAAAUCUGGAUUGUAUAUGUAAAUGUAAAUAUAUCCUUGUGUUUACACUGCUUGUAUUUAUCCCAUCCUAUGUAUACAUCAUGUAAACUGUGGUCGUCGUGGAUCUAUUCACUUUUGAAGGCGUACAACUAAAUAAUAUGUUCGCAUGCCGUUUUUUUUUGUCUGUAGUCUACAAAUAAUGAACAGUUCAACUUCAAAAUGGAAACAAAAACAAAAAUGCACCAUGCAGACAUCGCUCAAUGGGUCACAUUUGAUUACAUACGUCACAUUGGCAGGACGUUGCUAUUCAAACAACUGCCAUUAGCUGUCAAUUUUGUCGUUUCAGAGAUCAAAACUUUAGAAGGACUUAACUGUAAAACGCAGAUCUGUCAGGUCAUUUUGUCAAGAUAUUUACAGAUUCAUUCGAAAACAAACGAUAUAUCAAGACAUUGAAAUAAAAAGAGCGUUUGAGGGACAAAGAUGUUUUGUUGAAUACUCUGGAGAAAGAUACAGAUAUUCAACUAUUUAUUAAGGAAAGUUGAUUUAGAAAAACGUGGUCUGCUAUUUGUACCAACUCAUUUAAAAGGCGUAAUGACAGAGGAAAUAUAUGUGUAUGUCUUAUGUUUGAAAGACAUUGAGAUUCAAUAUGGUAUUUCCUCCAGAACAUAAAAGCCAUUUGGGGCAACAACUAUGAAAAAAGAUGAAAAGUUUGACCAGACGCAUUUCUGUAUCCAAAUGAAAUUUUGAGUAUCUUAGUCUACAAAAGGCACACUUCUCACAGUUUGUAAACGUUUAAAAACUCAUUUUUUUUCGGAAAUUUUGCAUGCCAAAAUUUACACAUGAGCAAUGCAUUUUGGUCUUAAAAUCAAACACAUCUUGAAAUUAUCGCGGCUAUCUUUUAUCAAGUAAUAGGGAUAUGUUUUCUGUAUUUGUUUAUCAAUCACUUUUCAUGAAAUGAAGAUUAUCUUUUGCAUUAGUCCAAAGCGUUAACCAUUUCAUUCUUUUCUAUAUUCCAUUACACUUUCAUUUAUAUUCCAAUAACAGUAAGAACAAUGAUUGUCUUUUUCUCCAUUUUGAACAAUUGCUUUUAGGUUAACUGUUAUGAAUUUUACACAUAUUUGCUAUAAAACAAGAAAACAAAUCAACAUGUAUAAGUAUCAUCAGUAUUUGUCUGGAAAUAAUCAAGUAAAUUUCCAAAGUUUUAAGGCAUGUCUUUGAUUGGAAAAAUUGUUCUGUCGGCACUCGGUUUGGACAAAUAGUGAUGACAUUGUGUCUGUAUCUUUAGCAAAGAGCACAAUAGAAUCGACACUUCAUGCACAAAAAUUGCAACGCGUGACGGUCGAUUUUUCCUCGUCCGUUUUUUAAUAAGGCUUUUAUUACAUAUCUAUUUGUUUUGUUUUACUGAAUUUUAUUAAUAAACACUCAUUUUCUCUA